Molecule: messenger RNA, 537 nt
Organism: Pieris macdunnoughi
Lineage: Eukaryota; Metazoa; Arthropoda; Insecta; Lepidoptera; Pieridae
Source: the annotation of a GenBank genome assembly
AUGUCAUCUAAACGAAAGUCGCCACCGUCGAAAUUGCAAGAAGGUGCUGUCGACGCUAGCAAGCCGGAACCCGGUCCCGCAAACCUGGACUUCUCCGAUCACCAAGACACGGACGACGAACAUCCAACAUACUACAAGUUCUCCCCGAGCUCCUCACCUCGUACUUCAAUCAGCGAAGAGGAAACACCCACUUACGAAGACGAAAACCCUAGUAAGAAACAACGAUUCGAAACCGACAUGACAAAUAACCUUCUAGUCCCUUCUUCAUUCUUAAGUCUGCACCAAGUCAACGAUCUUCAAGCGAGAAGACGAGGCUCCUCAGAAUGCAGUAGCCCCGGCGCGGAGGCGAAAGUUAUAGGUCUAUGUAAUAAUAACAAUUCAUUGCUGAAUCACAAUAGUGCGUUGUCACUGGCUGCACCGCAUAAGCGGUCGAUGGAUGAUGUUCUAAAGAGAUUAACGUCGAAAAUGAAUAAUAGCACGAUUAAAGAGGAGAAGAGGCCUACGCCGUCGACUACGCCCAUUAAACAGAACAAGUGA